Dreissena polymorpha is the source of this 2694-nucleotide messenger RNA. Its product is annotated as cornifelin homolog. NCBI's taxonomy places the organism in Eukaryota, Metazoa, Mollusca, Bivalvia, Myida, Dreissenidae. The record is from RefSeq and is a predicted model, not a curated record. Bases 204 to 575 code for a protein of 123 amino acids. The transcript is spliced from 4 exons.
GAUAGCGUUGUUACGGUACACGUACUUUAACUGAUUUCUAAAUACCCAUAAGACAAGGUCUAGGCGUAUACCGACAUCGAUUUGGUCUUAUAACUUGUAUGUGUUGUACGUUUGGCAAAGUGAGAUAGAGUUAAGGGAACGGAGAAGGCUAACAGAAGAAGGAUUAACAUUUUACAUCUGGAACAUUUUCGCAACAAUCAAACAUGCAGGCUACACACCAAACGGUCGUUGUUACCCAGCAACCUAUGAUGAGCGGAAAAAGCAACAUGAUGGUUUGUAGCCUUAAUGGCCACCGGGACUGGGACAGUGGCCUCAUGGCGUGUUGCACUGACUGCAGGUCAUUGUUGAUGACCUACUUUUGCCUACCAUGUUCUCUCUGCGACAUAUCCAGCCGCACCGGCGAAUGCAUGUGCAUGCCCUUCUGUGUUGCCGGAGGACUCCUCGCCCUCCGCGCGAGGAUCAGGACGUUGGGUGGCAUACAGGGCUCUAUUUGCGGCGACUGCAUUGCCAUCAGCUGUUGUGGCCUGUGCGCGAUUUGCCAGAUGCAACGCGAAUUGGACGCUAUGGGUCUAUAAGCUGCGAGUGCGAGUGAUCAAUCCUAAUUCGUCAUCUAUGCAUUUGGAAAAAAAUACAUUUAUUUUUGUAAUGCCGGAAACACUUAAAUGUGUUUGGUUCAGUUUAUAUUUUUAUUGAGUCUUUGGAUAUUUACCGUUGAUUACUAAUGUUUUAUUUGGAAUAUAUGGUAAUAUGUGUGUCCAAUAUUCUUAACGUCACGUAUUCUGUCUAAUUUGCCCCGGGACUAUUUAUACCAGUUUUGUUCUCAUGAAGAUACGCACAAUUACAGGACGUCAUCGUUAUUUAACAUAAACGUGUGUUCAAAUUAUCCAUUUAACUAAUUUGCGUUAUUGAUCAUUCAAGUUUUUUAAUCUAAGGCAUUUAAUAUAGCAUGGGUACUUAGAAAGCAGGGAAUGCAUAUUAAUCCUACAUGACCACUCUUAUACAUUGGUUGAAGCUUCAACAAGUAACCACUUACAUUAUCAAUAUCGUGGUUUACAUUUUUUUAAUGUUUAAGCAAGUAGUGUCAAUUUUUCGUGCGUUUCUUUUUUUCCUUUGUUAUUGUACUUAUCUGAAACACAAAUGAUUUUAGAAGGGCAUUUUGUUAGGACAGCGCGGCAGUGAUCUGUUUAUUUUGUAUACUGUAUUUAGAAUAUGUGAGUACUAAAUACAUAUCAUAUCUAUCAAUAAUGUAUUGGUUAAUUUGUCAUGCAAUGAGAAGUACUCUUCAAAUAUUUUUCAUUUAACUAGAUUAAACACAGUUGGAUCCACUACACUUAAAUUUCAUUACAACGCGCAAUACUAUGGAUUUUACAAAAGGUUUCAUUAAACAUCGUUUAUAUUGAAAUAUGUAUGUUUGUACACAACGGCAUAACCUGUUACACACAUUUCAUGUUAUGUGUGUUAAUCGUAAGCACGAUACAUUUUUACCUGCUUAAAUCGCGUGACCACAACAAUAUAUAUAAUUCUUACAAAGUUCAUCAAAGUACGAUUUCGCAAUCUGAUUACAGCCCUUUUAAUAUUUAGACGGUUUUAAAUACACACAUCUAGAUUAACAUCGUGUGUGGGUGUUUGCGGUUUUAGCAAUAUAAUCGGUCAAUGUGCUGUGACGUUAUCGCGUAGAAACAGUUAUCAAGACGCACCCGGUGGGUUUAUCGACAUAUAUCUGAAGAGUAAGCUCUUCACCGAAAGAAUGUUUGCAACGCGUUUUGUUUGACGAAUUAGAAAUUAAGUGACGUGGACUUUGCUUCGAUGCAAAGAUAAGUCACCAAUUGAUAACUAUGUGUGCAAUGAUGUAUGGUUAUCGCAGUGGUUGGUUCAUGCGGUUCUCAUCUCGACAACCCGAUUUUAAACCGCGGUCAACAUACCGGUAGAUUUUACUUCGGGUCUCUCCGGUUCCCUUCUCCUACUCCAAUUAAACAAGACAACCUUAAAAUUGAAGAUCUUUGAUGAAACAAUACAUAGCCCGAAAUCGCUAUUAUAUAUUUCUUUUAAUUGUCUCGGCUUUCGUUAGUCUAGUAAAUUACUUUGGUCCUUACAUGCAACUGUAUGGCCUCCUAAAUAUAAAACUCGUCGUGCACAAACACACACACUUUCUUUGAUCUAAAUCGAUUGAUUAUUUUAGAUAUCUCGAUUGAAAUCGAUAACAUUCACUCUUGUUUAAAUUACAAAGAUUAGACGUCAAUGAACGUUUUGUGACUUUCUUGUAUUUUAUUUUUGUACGAUCAUAAAUCUUUGAAAGUUCUUACCUGUAAGAAAUGCUUAGAUUUGGAUGAAUAUCUUUUUGUAAAAAAAAACAACACAAAAUCACAUACUCCUUUAAAGUCACCGUCAAAGCGAAACACGUUCAUGUUAAAAAAAUUAGUAGCAAGCUGGAUCCAUAAACACGUUAUUUUGCUACAAGACUGCUUUGAAUGUUGUUUCGAUACAUUUUUGUUAUGUGGAAAACAAUACCGAUUGAGGAAAGUGCAGAAUAAAAAAUAAAAAAAAGAAGAAAUUAAAACACGAUUUACACGAAAAUUUGUUAUAAAUCAGCAAUGCACCCACCCUCUAAUUAGUCAAUCUGCGCAACUGUAUAUCAUGAUUAUUAUUUUGAAUAUAAUACCAAAUGCCGUGUGCUUAUAAAGAUAGUAACACUUU